Messenger RNA from Colletotrichum navitas, 525 nucleotides. RefSeq lists its product as uncharacterized. The transcript has 3 exons. Lineage: Eukaryota; Fungi; Ascomycota; Sordariomycetes; Glomerellales; Glomerellaceae. The record is from RefSeq and is a predicted model, not a curated record. Bases 1 to 525 code for a protein of 174 amino acids.
AUGGCCAACCCCGGAUUUGGCGCAACAUUGACUUGCUUUGCGCCUGUCCGAAUCGCCAUUUAUUGUGAACCUGGUUCCAACGGCGGCGAAGCGCGAGGCGCCUGUGAGCUAGGCCGGGAAUGCGAUCAUGCCACCGUCCAUCACGUCUGUCAUGCAACGCACCCGGAAGGGGAUGCCAGAUCAUCGCCAGAACAGCAAAGCAGUGGCCGGGGGGGUCUCUCGCUUCAAGUUCGGGUCCAGGCAAUAUUGCUUCAGUCGCGUAUCAGAGCUGGCGCCAAGUUGGCUGUUCUUCGUUCCCUGGCAACUGAGAGCGCUCCUGUAGCCAAGAGUAAAACCUAUGGAUCAACCAAGGGUAGCAUCGUCGACGGCUGUUUGCGCUUAUGCGACGCGCCUAAGGCUUGUGGCCGUAAGCGCUUGGAGACAUCAUGGCUUUUGAUGAGGUUGGUUACGAAGGAUUUUGGCGCUGUGGAGUGGGAAGGCAAGCUUCGAUUAGCGCCCGAGCGCACUGGCCGCACUUUGUUCUGA